This is a messenger RNA of Zygotorulaspora mrakii, 1188 nucleotides long. It is a transcript of the gene TGL2, whose product is annotated as triglyceride lipase. The record is from RefSeq and is a predicted model, not a curated record. NCBI's taxonomy places the organism in Eukaryota, Fungi, Ascomycota, Saccharomycetes, Saccharomycetales, Saccharomycetaceae. Gene Ontology annotation, molecular function: triacylglycerol lipase activity. Bases 1 to 1188 code for a protein of 395 amino acids. The transcript has a single exon.
AUGUUGAAAAACGGUUCAGAGGAACGUGAAUAUAAAUCGGAAGCCCCAUCACUUUCAUCUUUAUCUAGUAAAUAUAAUGAUCCGACAGUUUUGUCAUUUAAUCAGUCAUACAGAUCCUUUUGCUCAAGUUACAGCAACACUACAGCAUUGCUGAUAUCAAGCGUCCCAUUGAGAGAAAAGUUCCGCGCACCAAAGAAUCCGAUUGUCUUGUGCCAUGGAUUAUCAGGCUUUGACAAACUGAUUUUGAUUCCCUCUCUUACGCAAUUAACAAAGCUCCUUUAUAACCACUUGCAGGGUCUGAAUCGUGAAAGUUUCAUCGUUGAUCACAGUAAUAGUGAAGAACUGGGAAAUCGAGGUAUCCUUGAGGUUGAGUAUUGGAUUGGGGUGAAGGAACGCCUGGAGCAGAAAGGGUGCACCGUAAUUACUGCCAGCGUUCCUAGUUUUGGCAGUAUAGAAGAACGCGCCACAAUACUAAAUGCAUUUCUCGAGACAGAAACUCAAAAACUGAAGCAAACAGCCAGUAAAGGUCAGGUUUACAAUACAUCGGAAGAAAGCACUGAUGAGACUUUCGAAAAAGACGACAGAAUCAGACUGAAUCUAAUCGCCCAUUCGAUGGGUGGUCUAGAUUGUCGUUAUCUCAUUUCAAAGAUUCCAGAUAAAAGCUAUCAGGUUCUCAGUCUAACUACAAUAUCUACGGCCCAUCGUGGAUCUGAAAUGGCAGACUACGUGGUAAACCUAUCAGAGGAUCUUAGAAAACUCAUCGCAUUCGAGGCCCCGGUUAUCCUAUUACCACCAUGUUUCUACGAACUUACCACAGAAUACAUGAAGUACUUCAAUGAAAGAGUUCUGAAUGAGCCCGCUGUGUCAUAUUACUCAUAUGGGUCGUUUUUCAAGCCAAAAUGGCACAACGCUUUUUAUACUUCAUGGAAGAUAAUCGACAAUUCUUCUAACGGUAACCCAAAUGAUGGUUUGGUUAGCGUGCAAAGUAGCAAAUGGGGUCAAUAUCAGGGAACACUUGCGAAUGUGGAUCACCUGGACCUUAUCAAUUGGAGAAAUAAAAUUCGGAGAGAUAUCGGUAAAUUGCUUGAGAACACAAACCAUUCGUUAGAGCAAAAAGUGAAACCAGAUAUAGACAUACUGAACUUUUAUUUGGCCAUCGCAGAUAACCUCGCGUCCAAAGGUUUCUAA